Molecule: messenger RNA, 459 nt
Organism: Rotaria sordida
Lineage: Eukaryota; Metazoa; Rotifera; Eurotatoria; Philodinida; Philodinidae
Source: the annotation of a GenBank genome assembly
AUGCUUUAUAAUGUUGAUGGUGAUCAUCGAGCUGUUAUUUUUGAUCGUUUUCAAGGUGUUAAACUAAAUGUUAUUGGAGGAACUCAUUUUAUGAUUCUAUGGCUUCAUAGAUCAAUUAUAUUUGAUAUUCGUACACGACUACGGUCUGUUCCAUCAAUAACAGGAACAAAAAGUUUAGAUUAUGAAGAACAUGUUUUACCAUCGAUUACUAAUGGAGUUCUAAAAUAUGUUGUAGCUCGAUUUGAUGCUAUUGAAUUGAUUACACAACGUGCACUUAUUUUUCAACGUGUUAGUGAAUUAUUAACAGAACGUGCUGCUCAAUUUGGUUUAUUACUUAAUGAUAUUUCAAUUGCUGAACAAAGUCGUCAAGCAAAUGUUAUUGCAGCAGCAGGUGAAGCUGGUGAUGGUUUAAUCGAACUUCAACGAAUCGAAGCUGCUGAAGAUAUUGCAAAUCAAUAA